Messenger RNA from Lactuca saligna, 1533 nucleotides. The record is from the annotation of a GenBank genome assembly. Lineage: Eukaryota; Viridiplantae; Streptophyta; Magnoliopsida; Asterales; Asteraceae.
AUGCACUUGUGGCUUACAAGCUCUUUUGGAGUGGCCAUGGUGGUUGUUGUGGCAUGGAGGUUGUUGAAGUGGGUGUGGGUGCAACCAAGGAGGCUUGAGAGGCACCUAAGGCUUCAAGGGAUCAAGGGAACCUCCUACAAGUUCUUUUAUGGGGAUACAAAAGAUAUGAAACAACUGGUCAAAGAAGCCAACCAAAACCCCAUCAGUAUCCAUGAUGAUAUCAUUCCAAGACUCUUACCCUUUGUUUCUAGGUCAACCAAAACAUAUGGUAAUAUUUUCUUUGCGUGGUUGGGGCCAAACCCAAUAGUGUAUGUCCUUGAUCCCGGUCUAGCCAAAGAUAUACUCUCUAGAAUCAACGAUUUCCAAAAGCUUAGGAAAAAAAAUCCCUAUAUUAAGUUAUUAUCUCAAGGAUUAAUUGAUUACGAUGGAGAUAAAUGGAUCAAACAUCGAAAAAUCAUCAAUCCCGCAUUCCAUGCGCACAAAUUAAAGUACAUGGCUCCGGCUAUUCAUUUGAGUUGUAGCGAGAUGAUGGAGAAGUGGCAGAAGUUGUUAGCAUGUGAGCAUUCAUGCGAGCUCGAUGUGUUUCCAUAUCUUCAGACACUAACGAGCGACAUAAUCUCACGCACGGCAUUUGGUAGUAGUUAUGAAGAAGGAAGAAGGAUAUUUGAACUUCAGAAAGAACUUAUUACUUUACUAUUGGAAAUCAUACAUUCUGUAUACAUCCCUGGAUCUAGGUUUUUGCCCACUAAAAAGAACAAAAGAGUGAAAGAGAUUGAUCGUCAUGUGAAGGCUUCAAUAAGAGGUAUUAUUGAGAAAAGACUAAUGGCAAUGGAAGAUGGUGAAGUUAGCCAUGAUGACUUACUAGGCAUAUUGUUGGAGUCCAAUCAAAAUGAGAUUCGAGGAAUGAGCAUCGAAGAUGUAAUAGAAGAAUGCAAGCUCUUUUACUUUGCAGGCCAAGAAACCACCUCCAAUUUGCUCGUAUGGUCCAUGAUCUUACUAAGCCAACAUCCAUCAUGGCAAGAACAAGCAAGAGACGAAGUUUUUCGUGUCUUUGGACGUGAAAAACCAGAUAUUGAUGGAUUAAGUCACCUGAAGAUCGUUACUAUGAUUUUGCAUGAAGUUUUAAGGCUAUAUCCUGCAGUAUCGGCAUUAUACCGAUUGGCUAAUGAAGAAACUAAGCUAGGAGAGAUGAGUUUACCGGCUGGAACUGCAAUCACAAUACCCGUGGCUAUGUUGCACCAUGACCAUGAGAUAUGGGGUGACGAUGCAAAGGAGUUCAUGCCUGAGAGGUUCUCUGAAGGUGUCUCAAAGGCAACUAAGGGACGAAUGUCGUAUUUCCCAUUUGGUUGGGGACCUCGUAUAUGCAUCGGCCAAAACUUUGCUCUGAUGGAAGCCAAAAUAGCGUUAGCGAUGAUUCUGCAACGUUUCACUUUUGUGCUUUCACCGUCUUAUUCACAUGCUCCUCAUUCAGUCCUUACUGUACAACCCCAAUUUGGAGCUCACUUGAUUAUAAACAGGGUUGAUCAUUAUUAA